UUAUCAAGAUGAAUAACAAAGAAAAUCUAUCUAUUCAUGAUGAUCCACACUACAAAAUACCUUUACCUUUAACGCUUUAACAGCAUGCCGACAACUUGGGAGCGCUCGAUAACCAUUAAACACUCAAACAAAAGUCGACUAUUUCCUGAUGAUGGAAAAGAGAAGCGUCCGCUUUUCAUAGCCUCAUUCGAAAGAAAAACGGAACCAGCAGGAAUCAGUUUAUUAAUGGGCUGGGAAUACGGUCGACAAUGGCUUAAAGAACGCGAUGAAUUUCUCCGACAAACGGGAAACUCGCGGAGACGUUUCAUUGAGAACGAUUACAAUUGGUGGCUGAAGAAACGCCAAUUUGUCCUCGAACGCCGCAAGUUCAACACGCGGCAACAACCGAAUGUGGCAAAACCAAAUCACAAUCUGAGCGCCUUUGCUGAGGCAAAGAAAACGCGUGCUGACACGAGUGGGACGAGUGGCACGAGUGGAAAUUUAACAUGCCACAAAAAGUGUUGCAAGUGCUAAAAAUAUACAUAUAUAUUUUUUGGCACUAAGAAAUUGUCGAAAUUGAUCGCGUUGCAACUGUUUAGUGGAUUUAACGAGUGUUACCCCAAAACUAAAUUAUGACAGUUUAUCGCUUGGCAUUAUCCAACACUGACCCUGAGCGCUUGACAACAUCACAUAACCCCACACAGUUUCAGCUUAUCAAUCAGUGAAUUCCAAGUACAAAUUCAAAAAUAUACUUUGAUAAAUUAUCUACAAC
Molecule: messenger RNA, 751 nt
Organism: Drosophila innubila
Lineage: Eukaryota; Metazoa; Arthropoda; Insecta; Diptera; Drosophilidae
Exons: 1
Coding region: 85-513 (142 amino acids)
Source: RefSeq, a predicted model, not a curated record